Bactrocera tryoni is the source of this 820-nucleotide messenger RNA. RefSeq lists its product as uncharacterized. NCBI's taxonomy places the organism in Eukaryota, Metazoa, Arthropoda, Insecta, Diptera, Tephritidae. Bases 36 to 761 code for a protein of 241 amino acids. The record is from RefSeq and is a predicted model, not a curated record. The transcript has 5 exons.
AUAUUUCUGACGCAAAUUGAGUGGGUAGAAGAAAAAUGGAUGACUUAACACCUGUUGCAAAGCGGCAAAAGAGGAUAAAAAAUUUCACAGCGGGUGAAAAACGAGAACUAAUUAAAGCAGUGGAAGAAUGGCCCCGAAUAUGGGACAUAACAAACGUUAUGCAUUCAAAUAAAAAUGCUGUGGAGCAGGCCUGGGUGCACAUAAGCAAUUCCGUUGGCAAAACUGUUAAUGAGUGCAAAGCUGGAUGGAUUAGCUUACAGGAGAGCUGUCGCUAUCACGCCAAAGUGGCCCGCAAGUAUAAAAGUGGUAGCGCAGGUGGAGAAACGCUGGAGGAGCCUUUUUUUUCAGACGCGAUUGAUUGGGAUUUUGCUGAAGAAAUGGCAUUUUUACCAAAUACAUCACACAAAAGAACACCAACGUUUGAAGAUUUUGAUUCAGCUUCCCCGAUAAAUAGAGCGAAUGAGGAGGUGUUAAGUGUUCCGCAAUAUGAUUAUAUAAGUGUAUAUAAUAAUCCAACACCCACCACAAGUAGUCGUACGUUUCGCGGAAGCCAAAAUGACGAGGCAUGGAAUCGGUUCAACAACAUUUUAAAGAAGCAAGAAGAUUUGGUAGCAGCAAAGAACAACUCAUCAUAUGCACAAGUUCUUGCUAGUUUUGAGUGGUUGUUGAAUAAACUUCCACGGUCAGUUGGUGAUGAUAUGUGUAUGGAAUUUUACAGUAUGCUGUUACAGAAUGUUAAUGAACUUAAAUCAAAAAAUUAAAAUAAAUAUCUUUUUAUACUCACUUAUCUUCUGAUUAGUUAUGAAAUAAAUAAACACGA